ACGACUUGUUUUAAUGCGAUCCCCUGUGGCAGCUUUCCCACGAGACCCUCUUCAGUUGGAUCCUUACUAUCGAGAGGUGUUAUGACAAGUCAUGAAACACCAAAGUUCCCACAGGCGAGAUUUGAAAACUGAGGAAUAUUUCGUGGCGGCUAUGAGAAGAUGAAGAGGCAAAACGUGCGGACCCUUGCUUUAAUAAUUUGCACUUUGUCCUAUUUAUUAAUCGGAGCGGGAGUCUUCGACGCUCUGGAGUCAAAGCAGGAGAAAAACCAGAAGGGCAAAUUCGACGACCGAAAAUUUAAACUCAUGGCUGAAUAUAAUCUAACCACAGUUGACUUUGAUCGAAUCGAAAGGGUUGUUUUGCUUCUGAAACCUCACAAAGCCGGAGUCCAGUGGAAGUUCGCCGGGUCGUUUUACUUCGCCAUCACUGUCAUAACGACCAUAGUGAACCUCACUCUGAACAUCCAAAAUGGUUAUGGCCAUGCUGCACCCAGUACGGACGCUGGGAAAGCAUUUUGCAUGGGGUAUGCACUCCUGGGCAUCCCCCUCACCCUGGUGAUGUUCCAGAGCCUGGGUGAACGUAUCAACACCUUCGUCCGCUUCCUGUUGCACAAAGCCAAGAAAUGCAUAGGCCUGCGGCGGCCGGAAGUUUCCAUGGCCAACAUGGUGUUCAUCGGAUUCUUUUCCUGCAUCAGCACCUUGUGUUUGGGAGCAGCUGCCUUCUCCCACUACGAAGGUUGGAGUUUUUUCCAUGCCUUCUACUUCUGCUUCAUCACCCUAACCACCAUCGGUUUUGGGGAUUACGUGGCCCUGCAAAAGGACAACGCGCUCCAAAACGACCCUCAUUACGUGGCCUUUAGUUUCGUCUAUAUCCUGAUGGGCCUUACAGUAAUUGGUGCUUUCCUCAACCUAGUGGUGCUACGGUUCAUGACGAUGAACACGGAGGAUGAGAGAAGAGACGCGGCGCAGAGGGCUCUGCUUUCCAAAGAUAAACAGAAAGCUCCGCCUUCACGCCGCACAGACCCUCCGACCCCCGUUGCCGGGGGUCAAGACAAAAGGCGAGGGUUGAAGAGCGUCUACGCUGAGGUGCUUCACUUCCAGACGGUGUGCUCAUGUCUGUGGUACCGAAGUCGAGAGAAAAUGGUUAUCCUCCCGCAGGAUCUGUCCUUCACUGAUGCGCUAAUGGAGCAAGGAGAUGUGUCACCCCACUACUUCUUUGAAUCCGGCCCCUCAGGCUGUGUCUGUAACCCUCAUCGCUGCUCAGCCAUUAGCACUGUGUCCGCUGACCUGAGGAACAUCUCUCCGUUUAAGCUCUUUUCAAAGAGACGCAUCUCCGUCUGAAUCACCUCAGUUUGUUAUCGGUACUGUAUAACUGUUAAUUUUUUAUGAUUUUAUUUCACCUACUAAAGAUUGAGCAGCACAGCUGAAGUUGGGUUUUUGGAUUUAUUGACUUUUACAGUUUCAGUCUUUCAUUUAACUUACUCUUUAAUGAUUAUGAAUAAGAAUUUCAAUUGGAAUCUUUUUUCAGAUUUAACUCAGUGACAGCCGGAUAUGAUGCAAUGCACAGUAUUUGAACAAUCUUUAAUGAAAGAAAAAAGUCUGACUUAAAAGAAUGAGCAGAAAUAUUGUUUUACCUUGUUCAGCCAAAAUGGUUGGUUGGUCAUGCAUUGUCAGUAUGUUAAUUUGUACUUUAAAUAACUUUUUGACAAUUGGAAGCCAUUUUUAACUCUUUCAACGCCAACCAGCAUUUUCACAAAAUAUUGAAGGUCCGCUGAAUAUUUUCUUCUAUAAAUAUACGCAACACAACAUAUAUUUGAACAUAUAUCAUAUUAAAGAACGGAGCAUCUGCUUUUAAUAAAAAAGCAUUUUAUAAUUUUUAUUCAUUCUUUCUUAUAAUCUCUAAUGUGGUAAGGUUUCUUGAAGAAUACAACAUUUGGAAAAACUGAGAAAUUGCGUUUUUGUCAAAGGCAUUUUUCAGAGCAGAUUUAGAAUGACCAUCAAAAAAGUAGACAGAACAUUUACUGCUUUUAAAUCCAUAAAUGCUCUUCUCAGGAUGACAGUGCCCCCUAUCUUGUGAAAACAUGCGUAGCUGUAAAUUUCCUUCAAUUUCCUUCAGAAAAUAUUUUAAAGAAUGUAUAAAGCAACAGAUCUGGGGGACUUUUGAAUACUAAUGUAACUUAUGCAGAUUUGAAACAACUUGAGGGUGAGUGAACGAUGACUGAAUUUUCAUUUUGGAGUUAAGAAGGUUUUGGGAUACGCAGCCUUGGUCUCACAAAUGACAGAAAAUCAUAUCAAUGGUUGGGAGAACGUUAAGUAUGUGAUAUGACAAAGACAAUAUAGCCAGUAUUUAUUUACUCCAUAAUUGCAAUGAUUCCCCUAAUACACUGUGAACUUCAGGAUUACCUGCUAAAUGAAACACCUGCAGCAAAGUUGUUGAUCCAGAUGGCAUACCGACAUGACUCCCAUGCUCUACCCAGUUUUAUACAACAUGUUAUGACAAAUGUAACCUAUUACAUUAUAUUAAUCUCAUAGAGUCACUCACAAGGCAUGCUAUAUGCUCAUUAGAUUGGCAGCGGAUUACUUUGUUUAUCGUAGUUAGAACUAAGAGAGCAAAACUGUCUAAUCAUAACAGAGGCAACAUCUAUGAGAAACAUAUUGAACUCAAAUCUUGAACAUUGUCACUCAUGUUCUUAAUUACCAUUGAUGUUUAGCAGCUCCAUAUCAGCUUUGAAGAUAAAGUAACAGCAUGACCUUGGUCUACAGCAGUUAUCCCAUACGGGCCCUCCAAGUGCUCUCAGCACUGAUCUGGACAUCGUGUACUGUGUAUCCCCUAUGACUCAGAGAGGCCUUGCUGCUCUGGCUAUGUUUGGCCAAACAGGAUAGUAGGCCAUCUUCUCAUCCUGCCAAGGAGAAAGCGCUUUGUGCCCAAGACUUUGCCUUUGGCUGUUAGACCUGCAUGACACGGUGACAGAAGGAAGUACAUUACAACAAACGCCUGCAUUUCCCCCCCAUAGUGGUGGCAUCUGUUGCUUUUCCUUUUUGUUUUGGCAUCUACAUGAGAAAGGUAAAAAAUAUCUUUGGCCAGAAGGUCAAUGGGGGUAGGACAUAGUGUACUGUACAUUUAUGUUUCUAUUUACAUCCUUACCAAAGGAACCAGGGUAAAAAUAACUUAUUGUUGAUAACUCAUUGAGAUGCAUUCUUAUUUUGUCAGGCUUUUAGGAAGGUCUCCCCUAUUAGGAUUGAAAAAAUGAAAUAGCAGCAGAAAAAUAUUAAUAUGCAUUUUACCAAACAAUGUAUGUACUGUAAAAAGUAUUGUAGAGCCUGACAUAAAAAAUAAAAGCGUCAUUAUUUCUA
Triplophysa dalaica is the source of this 3351-nucleotide messenger RNA. RefSeq names its product potassium channel, subfamily K, member 3b (gene kcnk3b). Gene Ontology annotation, biological process: potassium ion transmembrane transport; stabilization of membrane potential. Bases 160 to 1338 code for a protein of 392 amino acids. Gene Ontology annotation, molecular function: open rectifier potassium channel activity; potassium ion leak channel activity. Lineage: Eukaryota; Metazoa; Chordata; Actinopteri; Cypriniformes; Nemacheilidae. The record is from RefSeq and is a predicted model, not a curated record. The transcript has 3 exons. Gene Ontology annotation, cellular component: membrane.